Molecule: messenger RNA, 3693 nt
Organism: Closterium sp. NIES-65
Lineage: Eukaryota; Viridiplantae; Streptophyta; Zygnematophyceae; Desmidiales; Closteriaceae
Source: the annotation of a GenBank genome assembly
AUGGCGGCGCAAUGUGCUCGUUCCGCGCUGCAGGCGGGGCGAUGUGCGCGUUCCGCGCUGCAGGCGGCGCAAUGUGCGCGUUCCGCGCUGCAGGCGGGGCGAUGUGCGCGUUCCGCGCUGCAGGCGGGGCGAUGUGCGCGUUCCGCGCUGCAGGCGGGGCGAUGUGCGCGUUCCGCGCUGCAGGCGGGGCGAUGUGCUCGUUCCGUGCUGCAGGCGGGGCGAUGUGCGCGUUCCGCGCUGCAGGCGGGGAGAUGUGCUUGUUCCGCGCUGCAGGCGGGGCAAUGUGCUUGUUCCGCGCUGCAGGCGGGGCGAUAUGCUCGUUCCGCGCUGCAGGCGGCGCGAUGUGCUCGUUCCGCGCUGCAGGCGGCGCAAUGUGCACGUUCCGCGCUGCAGGCGGGGCGAUGUGCGCGUUCCGCGCUGCAGGCGGCGCAAUGUGCUCGUUCCGCGCUGCAUGUGGCGCAAUGUGCGCGUUCCGCGCUGCAGGCGCGGCGUGUUGCUUCUUUCCUGAUUCCCGCCCUUUUCUGCCGGUUUCCCGCCUUGUACGAAGAACGUAUGACCGUGGCGCCGCCGCCCGCCUCUCAGCCAAUCACGGAUGGCCACGUGGCGGGGCAGGUGGGCAACGGCGCGGCGAGGAGAGAGGCACGAGGGAGGGAGGCGAGGGAGAUUGCCUCCACACUCACCACCUCUGCUCCCCACACUCACCAUCCCCCCCCACUUAUCACCACUCUUCACCUUCCCCCACCACCGCUCCCCUUUAUUCACCUUUCCCCACUGCUCCCCAGCACUCAUCUCUGCUCCCCUGCGCUCACCUCUGCUCCCCUGCGCUCACCUCUGCUCCCCUGCGCUCACCUCUGCUCCCCUGCGCUCACCUCUGCUCCCCUGCGCUCACCUCUGCUCCCCUGCACUCACCUCUGCUCCCCUGCACUCACCUCUGCUCCCCUGCACUCACCUCUGCUCCCCUGCACUCACCUUUACUGUUCACCCACUUUUCACACCACCGUUUCCCCGUCCCCCACUGUUCACGCCAUUGUUUCCCCGUCCCCCACUGUUCACGCCAUUGUUUCCCCGUCCCCAAAUGUUCACACCACUGUUUCUCCGUCCCCCGUUGUUCACACCACGGUUUUUUCCCCACUGUUCACCCACCUUUUGUUCCCUCUGUUCCCUCUGUUCACCCCUCUGCCAUCCCCGCUUGCUCGCCAUGCUCCCCGCACUCACUUGCUAUGCUCCCUCCCCUCCCCCCACUCACUCAUUGCCCGAAACAUCCAGCCAGGGAGGGAGGCGAGGGAGAUUGCCUCCACACUCACCACCUCUGCUCCCCACACUCACCAUCCCCCCCCACUUAUCACCACUCUUCACCUUCCCCCACCACCGCUCCCCUUUAUUCACCUUUCCCCACUGCUCCCCAGCACUCAUCUCUGCUCCCCUGCGCUCACCUCUGCUCCCCUGCGCUCACCUCUGCUCCCCUGCGCUCACCUCUGCUCCCCUGCGCUCACCUCUGCUCCCCUGCGCUCACCUCUGCUCCCGUGCGCUCACCUCUGCUCCCCUGCGCUCACCUCUGCUCCCCUGCACUCAUCUCUGCUCCCCUGCGCUCACCUCUGCUCCCCUGCGGUCACCUCUGCUCCCCUGCGCUCACCUCUGCUCCCCUGCGCUCACCUCUGCUCCCCUGCGCUCACCUCUGCUCCCCUGCGCUCACCUCUGCUCCCCUGCGCUCACCUCUGCUCCCCUGCACUCACCUCUGCUCCCCUGCACUCACCUCUGCUCCCCUGCACUCACCUCUGCUCCCCUGCACUCACCUUUACUGUUCACCCACUUUUCACACCACCGUUUCCCCGUCCCCCACUGUUCAUGCCAUUGUUUCCCCGUCCCCCACUGUUCACGGCCAUUGUUUCCCCGUCCCGAAAUGUUCACACCACUGUUUCUCCGUCCCCCGUUGUUCACACCACGGUUUUUUCCCCACUGUUCACCCACCUUUUGUUCCCUCUGUUCCCUCUGUUCACCCCUCUGCCAUCCCCGCUUGCUCGCCAUGCUCCCCGCACUCACUUGCUAUGCUCCCUCCCCCCACUCACUCAUUGCCCAAAACAGCCAGCCAGUACCCCUUGUUUGCUCUUCGGUGAAGGGGGUGGUGGGCGUGGUGCUCACAGAGAAGGGUGGGUGCAUAAAGAGGCGGUGUGGGAGCGUGAGGUGGAGCACGUGUCCGGAGGAGAGCUGCAGCGCUUUGCCGUUGGAGUGGUGGGGGGGCAGCUGGGAGACAGACAUCUACAUGUGUGGGAGCGUGAGGUGGAGCAUCUGUCAGGAGGCGAGCUGCAGCGGUUUGCCAUUGGAGUGGUGGCGGGGCAGCUGGGAGACAUCUACAUGUUCGAUGAGCCUUCCAGCUACCUGGACGUGCGGCAGCGAUUGAAGGCAGCGCAGGUCAUCCGCUCGCUGCUGCGCCCCGACAGAUACGUCAUUGUGGUGGAGCACGAUCUCAGUGUGCUCGACUAUCUCUCGGACUUCAUCUGCUGCCUCUACGGCAAGCCCGGUGCCUACGGGGUGGUCACGCUGCCCUUCUCCGUGCGAGAGGGCAUCAACAUCUUCCUGGCUGGCUUCGUGCCAACCGAGAACCUGCGCUUCCGAGACGAGUCGCUCACAUUCAGGGUUGCUGAAACCCCAGUCGAUAACCCUGAAGAGGCCAAGACGUACACGCGCUACAAGUACCCGCGCAUGGUCAAGAAGCAGGGCGGAUUCAAGCUGACGGUGGAACCUGGUGACUUCACGGACUCACAGAUCGUGGUGAUGCUGGGGGAGAACGGCACCGGCAAGACCACCUUUAUCCGCAUGCUGGCUGGUCUCUUAAAGGCUGACCCGGACGAGGAGACCGGCAAGGAGGCCGAGGACCUCCCGGAGUUCAACGUGUCGUACAAGCCGCAGAAGAUCUCCCCCAAGUUCCCCCACAGCGUGCGCGCGCUGCUGCACUCCAAGAUCCGAGACUCGUUCCACCACCCACAGUUCAACACCGACGUGCUGCGCCCCAUGCAGAUCGACCCGCUCCUGGACCAGGAGGUGGUGAAUUUGUCGGGUGGGGAGCUGCAGCGCGUGGCUAUUACCCUUUGUCUGGGAAAGCCUGCCGACAUCUACCUGAUUGAUGAACCCUCAGCCUACUUGGAUUCAGAGCAGCGCAUUGUGGCGGCCAAGGUGAUCAAGCGCUUCAUCCUGCACGCCAAGAAGACGGCGUUUGUGGUGGAGCACGACUUCAUCAUGGCCACGUACCUGGCGGACCGCGUCAUCGUGUACGAGGGGCAGCCGUCGGUGGACUGCACGGCGCGCACGGCCCCACACGACUUCAUCAUGGCCACGUACCUGGCGGACCGCGUGAUUGUCUACGAGGGGCAGCCGUCCGUGGAUUGCACGGCUUGCACUCCUCAAGUCGCUCAACAGCGGCAUGACCUCUUCCGGCAUGCCCAAGGGAGCUGUGCGCUUGUAGGGUGCACUCAUGGAACCCCUUUCUCCCUCCCGUUUUCACCUCUUCUCGCUACCGUGCCCCUCACAACCAUCGUUUCCUCCCACCCCCAACCACCACCACCCUCCCCCCCCCAGCAACUGGACAUCACGUUCCGGCGCGACCCCACCAACUUUCGGCCGCGCAUCAACAAGAUGGAUUCUGUCAAGGACCGCGAGCAGAAGAAUGCCGGCACCUACUACUACCUGGACGACUGA